GGUUCGUGCCAUAUUGGAACGAGGCAGAGGACAGGAGAAAGACGGGGGUAACGUUUUAAAUUUACUUGGAAGAACUAGGAAAAGUUGGAUCAAAGUGGUUUUAGCUAUUGCUAAUACAGUCUCCUGGGUGGUGUUGGGAACACAGUAGGGGCAUCAUGAACCCCGAGACACAGGAAUCUGAAGGCGGCUCUGAACUGGAGUCUGACUUCAACUGGGAUGAAUAUCUAGAGGAGAAUGGAGUAUUGGCGGUUCCACAUCACGCCUUCAAACAUGUAGACCGUAGCCUGCAGACAGGGCUGGCUCCAGGGAUGAGUUUGGAGGUGUGUGUGCGUUCGGAGCCUGACCAACCCUACUGGGUGGCAACCAUCAUCACCACCUGUGGCCAACUGCUGCUGCUGCGCUACGAGGGUUACCACGACGACCGACGAGCAGACUUCUGGUGUGACAUCAUGAACUCUGACCUCCACCCUCUGGGCUGGAGCAGACAGCACAGGCAACCAAUGAGACCGCCUGAGGGUGUCCGUGAGAAACAUGCUGACUGGGAUGCUGUCCUAGAGGAGGCUCUGGCUCAGGGAGGGAGUGCACCAGCACACCUACURGAGGGGGCCCAGACAGGGGGAGACCUGUUCCCCCUGGGGUGGUGUGUGGAGCUGCAGGACAGUGUAGACCCGGGGGUGGCCUGGGGGGCCCAGGUGGAGGACAACGUAGGGGGCCGGCUGUGUCUGCGCUACACUGGGACGGAGGGGCUCACCCAGUCACAGACCAGGCGCUGGGUAUUCUACCUGGACCCCCUCUUACACCCACCUGGCUGGGCUGAGGAGAACAGCUUCUCUCUCACCCCACCUGCUGUGCUUCGUGGUUUGCGCAGCGAGACAGAGUGGGAGGAGGUGAGAAAGAACAUUAGACAGCCUAAAGAAGAGGCCAUCAAUGAAGACUUCUUUAAGGACAGGCCAGUCCUCUCUCCUCACUGCUUCUCUGAGGGGAUGAAGUUAGAGGCAGUGGACCCCGCUGCCCCCUUCAACACCAGCCCAGCUACUGUCACCAAGGUGCUGAGCAACCAGUACUUCAGGGUGCAGAUGGACAGCCUGCAGGGAGACAGUGAAGGGGCGGGGCCUGGCUUAUCCUUACUCUGUCACUAUGGGAGCACCGGAAUCUUCCCUGCCCAAUGGAGCCUUAAAAAUGGGGUACCCCUCAGUCCCCCUCCAGGUUACCAGGGCCAGAACUUUGACUGGGUGGAUUAUCUGAAACAGUGUGGAGCGGAAGGAGCGCCAGAGAACUGUUUCCCCAUGGUGUUUUCUCCCCAGGGGCAGAGUGAUCAUGACUUUGUUGAGUCCAUGAGGUUGGAGGCGGUGAAUCCUGUCUCUCCUGAGCAAGUUCACGUGGCAACCGUAACCAGGGUCAGAGGUCAGCACAUCUGGUUGCAUCUGGAAGGGUUGAAGCAGCCUCUCCCUGACAUCAUCACUCAUGUGGACUCCCUGGACAUCUUUCCAGUCAGCUGGUGUGAGAGUAAUGGCUAUCCCCUCCAACACCCCUACAAACCUAGAGCUCAGAGGAAGAGCCGUGUGGCCGUGGUGCAACAAGAGAAGCAAUCUCCACUUAAAGCCACGGCCCCUGAUGCAGCGAGGCAGCAGGAUCUGAACCAAUCGGAGAACGCAGCUCAGGGUAACGGGAAGUACAGCUGCCCAAAGAUCUAUUUCAACCACCGCUGUUUCUCUGGCCCCUACCUGAACAAGGGCCGUAUCGCUGAGCUGCCCCAGAGCAUUGGCCCUGGCAACUGUGUCCUGGUGCUGAAAGAGGUGUUGACUCUGCUGAUCAGCUCGGCCUACAAGCCCAGCCAGGUGCUGAGGGAGCUGCAGCAGGACCCAGAGCUCAGGGGGCAUGGCCAGGGAGAGACUCUGAAGGCCAAGUACAAAGGGAAGAGUUACCGGGCCACUGUGGGGAUUGCCCGUACAGCUGACCAGGUGGCUGAGUUCUGCAGGAAGACGUGUGUGAGGCUGGAGUGCUGCCCCAACCUGAUCGCACCUCACAUGGUGCUGGAACACUGCUCGGAGAACUGCUCCCUUCUCACCAAGACCAAAUACACUCAUUACUAUGGUAAGCAGAAGACCAAGCGAAUCAGCCUUCCCCUUGGCGGUUACAACAACCUGGAGAGCAGCACCAAGCAGGGGAGCAGGAGGAAGAAGAGAAAGCCCCUAUUUGUCCACAAGAAGAAACACCUGUCUACCUCUGUAGACAGCACCCCUGCUGGCUCCCCACUGGCUAGUGGAGAAGAGGAGGACCUGGAUGAGGACUACUCUCUGAGUGAGGAGGACUCAGGCUCAGAGCCGCAGGAUGACUAUGAGGUAUCAGAGAGGAAGUCCCAGCCCCCCUCUCCCUCCCCCUGUCCCACCCCUACAGAACCUCGCCCCCGGAACAGACCCCGUCGCCAGCGCAGGAAACCCGCCCGCUCACCCUCCUACUCAGACGAUGAGAACGGGCCCACCUUACCUAAGAGUGGGCGGGUGGAGGUGCAGGAGAAGCUGCAUCUGGACAGCAGUCCACUGGGCUGGAGCAUCACUGAUGUGACCCGAUUCAUCAGAACUACUGACUGUGCCCCGCUGGCACGCAUAUUCAGGGACCAAGAGAUAGAUGGCCAGGCCCUGCUGUUGCUGAGCCUGCCCACAGUACAGGAGUGUAUGGGGCUGAAGCUGGGCCCUGCCAUCAAACUGUGCCACCUUAUAGAGAGGGUCAAACUGACCUUUUACCAGCACUUUGCCAGCUGAGGUGUGUGUGUGUGUGUGUGUGUGUGUGUGUGUGUGUGUGUGUGUGUGUGUGUGUGUGUUGUGUUGUGGUGUGUUUGGUCUCAAGCUCAUUACUAAGCCAUAUCACAUCCAGCGUUGUUGUAAUGUACAGUAUGUGCUGCUCCAGGAUGGACACAGCUUAUAGCCUCAGCUGUUCACCCUGGAAUGUGACUGGAUUCUGUAUCUUUCAGGGAUUUCAUGUUUACAGUGCCUUCAGAAAGUAUUCAUACCCCUUGACUUAUUAUACAUUUUGUUGUUACAGGCUGAUUCAUAA
Salvelinus sp. IW2-2015 is the source of this 3054-nucleotide messenger RNA. RefSeq names its product scm-like with four MBT domains protein 1. Gene Ontology annotation, molecular function: chromatin binding; histone binding; transcription corepressor activity. Gene Ontology annotation, cellular component: nucleus. The record is from RefSeq and is a predicted model, not a curated record. Lineage: Eukaryota; Metazoa; Chordata; Actinopteri; Salmoniformes; Salmonidae. Gene Ontology annotation, biological process: negative regulation of DNA-templated transcription.